GUGAGAAACAAACGCAGCAAGUGUCGCAUAUUCCAAAUUUUUGUUAUGAUUUUCAUAUUAAAAUUAAUAUUACAUAGCAAUUUCUACGUAUAUUAAGAAUAAAUAUGAAUAUUACACGUAUACAUUUAGUGUUAUGUAUACACAUCGUAUGCAAUUACAAAACGACAAAAUAAUGAUCGUAUUAUUAUUAUUUAAUUCUAACUGUGUUAACGCUUAUAAUACAAUUUAUUUUUUUGACGUAUAAAUUAUUUUCUCGGAGAAACACAAGGGAGCACGUCGGUCGAAAUUGCUUUAACGUAUUCUGUUUAUUGAAAAGUGUUCAAAGUUAUGUCAUAACAUUUAGAUUUAAGUCGUAAUUAACAAAUUGUGGUGUCUACUUGACAUAACGAUUAAACUUAUUUCGUAAAUUAAUUUAUUUUAUUUUUUACAACGACACAAUGCAAAUAACUCGUUUCUACAAAUUGGAAUUGUUCUCAUUGAUCUUUCGAGGUUAUGGAACUCAAAGAUGCCAUAAUUACUACGAGAUAUUGGAAGUUUCGCCAAAUUGUUCGCAAAAAGAAAUAAGAAGUGCCUUUAUCGCAUUAUCGAAAAAAUUCCAUCCUGACAUUAUGGGAGAAAAGGGACACGAUAAGUUUGUAAUACUGCAAGAAGCUUACAAUAUUCUCAGUAAGGAACACACCAGGAGGGAAUACGACAUGACUUUAAAAUAUAAAACUCGUUCAUCAUUUUCUUCGAACACUUAUCGAAGUACAAAACAUAAUCCUUAUCAUGUAUACAAAUCACGUAGAGAAUGGGAAGAAAGAAUGGCAAGAGGACAAUGGGAACCAUAUGACAGAAAUAUUAAUCGCAAAGGACAAAAAUCAAUAAAUUAUCAAUUGCUAAUGUACGCUGCAUUUGGAGUUAUAUGUGUAAUUUGUCAAUUGUUAAUGGUGAAUCAAGGAACAACGAGAAUCAAUUUAAUUCGAACGAAAUAUCAACGUGAUUUUAAGGAAAGGCAGGAAAAUGAUGAAAGACUUAGGAGGGAAAAAAUGAAUUUCAAGAAGAAAAAUACGAGGUUGACCGAAGAAGAGCAAAGUAAAACAGAAUUUAAUGACAAAUAAGAUACUUUCGUCAAGAUUAUUAUGAAAUUUGAAACGUAUAUUUUGAUUGUUUUUAUUCAUUUCACGUUAUUGAGUAGUCAUUCAGAUAAUCUAUUUGUUUUAUUUAUCAAAUGGAAGAAAUUUUUAAAAAUUGACCUGUGCAAGGCCUGAUGUUUUACAGAUAUCUUUGCAAACAAAUUUUUGAAAUCAUUUUACGAUCAAUUAUAUCUAAUUCGUUUUGCUUUAUUUACUUGUUUUUAUAAUUUAAUAAAUU
Molecule: messenger RNA, 1353 nt
Organism: Polistes dominula (European paper wasp)
Lineage: Eukaryota; Metazoa; Arthropoda; Insecta; Hymenoptera; Vespidae
Source: RefSeq, a predicted model, not a curated record